UGUUGGCGCAACAAUAGCUUGUUAAUUGGCAAACUGCAUUACAAUACAAGGGCUUAGCAAGUGUUAUUCAUAAUAAUUUUACAUAAAAAAGGUUAUUAUACAGCAAAAUCAAUAAUAAAAACAUAAAAAAAUGUGUGCUUGCCAGCGUCAAAACGUUCGUUAUAUUAUUUUGUGCACCCUGCUCGGUCUAACUCAAUCACUUCCCGUUAGCGAUGGGAUUGUUGGCAGUAGUCCUCGACCUACCACAACUACUGACACAGUAAAGACACCUUUACUCGAUAGUCAAACGCUACUGGCAGUGCCAGAAUAUGCGAUCGACGAGGAUUUCAACUCAAUUUUUAUUGUGCAACCCGUACUUGACCAGCCAAAUACAUUGGAGUCAACUAUAACCGAUGUGCACAAGCAACGUGCACGCCGUACUUUGACAACGGCACAACUCAAUCAGCCCUUAGAUUUGGACUUGGACAUGGAACUUGCUGAGGUGAAUGUGUUCCGUCCAUUAUUUCGUUAUCGCGCUGAGAUCGCUCGUAAUGUUGGACGAAGGCAACAGGGUUAAUAUCCAUUAACAAAUUUUAAACUAUAUUUUGUAUUAAUAAAUAGUUUAAGUGACUUUUGUACCUCAUUAUUUAAUAUUUAAA
Ceratitis capitata (Mediterranean fruit fly) is the source of this 638-nucleotide messenger RNA. RefSeq lists its product as uncharacterized. The record is from RefSeq and is a predicted model, not a curated record. Bases 131 to 556 code for a protein of 141 amino acids. NCBI's taxonomy places the organism in Eukaryota, Metazoa, Arthropoda, Insecta, Diptera, Tephritidae. The transcript has 2 exons.